This is a messenger RNA of Sceloporus undulatus (fence lizard), 2114 nucleotides long. RefSeq names its product TNF alpha induced protein 8 like 3 (gene TNFAIP8L3). Bases 118 to 732 code for a protein of 204 amino acids. Gene Ontology annotation, biological process: regulation of apoptotic process. Lineage: Eukaryota; Metazoa; Chordata; Lepidosauria; Squamata; Phrynosomatidae. The record is from RefSeq and is a predicted model, not a curated record. The transcript has 2 exons. Gene Ontology annotation, cellular component: cytoplasm.
UUCAGCAGCAAGGAAGGAAGGAAGGCAGUCUUCCAGCUCCGGCUCCGGCUCUUCCUCUGCUCGGCUGCCGGGGCUUUGGGGAGCCCAGGAGAAGGUCCAGGCGGAGGGGCCUUGGCCAUGGAUUCGGAUUCCGGGGAGCUCAGCGAUGGGGACCUGGUUCCCUCCGCAGGUCCUGAUCAUUUCAGUUCCAAGAGCCUUGCACUACAAGCCCAGAAAAAGAUCUUAAGCAAAAUGGCCACCAGGACAGUGGCCAACAUGCUGAUUGAUGACACCAGCAGCGAAAUCUUUGACGAACUGUACAAAGUGACGACAGAGCACAAGAAAAACAAGAAAGAAGCGCACAAAAUUAUGAAGGACUUGAUCAAAGUUGCCGUCAAAAUUGGAAUCCUCUACCGAAACAAUCAAUUCAACACUGAAGAGUUGGAGAUUGUUGAAAAGUUCCGCAAGAAACUGAAUCAAGCAGCUAUGACUAUUGUCAGUUUCUACGAGGUGGAGUAUACCUUCGACAAAAAUGUUCUUUCUGAACUCCUGAAUGAAUGCAAAGACCUGGUGCAUGAACUUGUAGAGCGGCACCUGACAGCCAGGUCUCAUGCACGAAUCAACCACGUCUUCAACCAUUUUGCAGAUGUGGAGUUCCUCACUGCUCUCUAUAGCCUUGAUGGUGAAUGCCGGCCACACCUCAAAAAAAUCUGUGAUGGAAUCAACAAACUCCUUGAUGAGAAAGUCCUUUGAAACUUGCCUUCAGCCAGGAAAGACUUAAGCGAUAAGAACAGAAAGUUGAGACAAACUCAUGUGUGAGUCCUUUAUAUAACCCCAAACAGAACCUCUUGACUCCAAACUACUUGCCAUUAAGUCCAUAUUAGAAAGCAAAGAUUUAUUCAACUGUGGGCCCCACAUUUGAGUCAAUGGAGACUCAAAGACAUUUUAGGAUGCAGGGCAGUUUGUGAUGGGCAAAGGACAUUACAUACCCAUGGUCUCAUCAAUGCCAUGUUGCAGUUAGGAAUCGAUGAUGCAAAAUUAAAAGAUCUGUAGCAAGACAAACUGCCUACUAGUCACACAGCAGAAGAAUGGAACCAUAAUUUGAUUUUGAAAAGGUAUUGAAAGGGGAAAGAAUAAAAAUCUCCAUUUUUAAAUGUGAUCAAAAUGAAAAAAGAAACUUCACAGGCUAGAAUGAAGGCAAAACACAACAAAAACAAGAGACCAUGACCCUGUUUAAGGUGUUUAACUGUACACUGAGAAUAUAAAUGGAAUCUUUGUGGACAUCCUGGUUUAAAGAUUCUUAAAGGGGGAAGUAACAGGGGGAAAUGAGGACUAGAAAUUGACAUGUUGCAGAUCCAGACAGUCUGUCGGAGCCACAUUCAAUCACUUCUGCUGGGACAGGAAACACAUGGCCCUUCUGUUGUUCUUGUACUGCAACUCCCAUUGUACCUGGGCAGCAUUUCAAUGCUGAAAGAUGAUUGUAAUUGCAGUCCAACACCACCUGAAGGGCCAUAUAUUCCUCACCUCAUUCCUGUGUCCAGACAGGACAACCAGCUUAAACUAUGGUUAAACAUCCCAAAAUGAUAAACAUUAGGCCUAGUGUGACUUAUUUCAAGAAACUAUGAUUUAAGCAAAAGCAUACGCUUGUCAGAUAACAAAGAAUGGUUAGAAAUAAAUUGAUUUUUCUGUUUGCAGCCACACUAACGGAGUAGGAAAGAGGGUGCAUGAUUAUGUUCAUGUGCUGCUAAACUGUGGUUUCAGUGUUACGGGCCAUUCUCAGUCUGAGCAAGACUUUACAUAGUUGCUUUCAAUAAGCCCAUUCACACAGAAGACAGGCUGCUGGAGAAGUCUGAGGAAUACAGAAAGGGAAGAGAGGUUGUUUCUUUUCCCUUCUUGGUAUUCAAGAAUCAAAUGUCUUGUUCUUUAUAUUUAUACAAGACUUGAAAGCCUUACAAAUGGAGUGGGAGGGGAAGUCAUAUGCGUUUCUCAUGCUGGUAUAUGAUGUAUAUUCAAUGUUUACUUUUAUUUUGGUGAGUUAACAUGUACAACAUCCAGUUCCAAAAUAUCAGUAGUGUUUGAGUCAGACACAAAGUGUGUUGUAUUAUCAUAAAUGAUGUAUUAAAUGCUCUGUGAUU